AUGACCUCCAUAGGAACUGGCUACGAUCUUUCCAACUCCGUCUUUUCUCCCGAUGGUCGGAAUUUCCAGGUUGAGUAUGCGGUGAAAGCAGUAGAAAAUGGAGGAACGUGCAUUGGGAUUCGCUGCAAGGAGGGUGUGGUCCUUGCUGUUGAAAAGAUCAUAGUCUCCAAAUUGCUCAAGCCGGGGGCGAACAAGCGAAUAGCAACUGUUGAUCGCAACGUCGGAAUUGUUACGAGUGGACUGUUACCUGAUGGACGACAUUUGACCAGCAGAGCAAGAGAUGAGGCCAGUAGCUGGAGAAGAACAUACAAAAGUCCCAUUCCGAUAAAUGCUUUGGCAGGCAGAUUAGGCGGCUAUGUUCAAGCAUAUACACUCUACAGCUCCGUCAGACCAUUUGGUGUCACAGCGAUCAUGGGGGGCUGGGAUACGGAAGGAGAACUAGAAGUCGAUGGGCAGGUUGGAACUGGUCCAGCAAGCGGUGGUGGAGGGAAGAUCAACGACCAUGACAUAGGAGAGAAGAUCUCAAGGGGCGGUCCGGGACUUUACAUGAUUGAACCAAGUGGACUAUAUUGGGGUUACUAUGGUGCAGCCACUGGUAAAGGAAGACAAGCUGCAAAGUCAGAAUUGGAAAAGCUCGACCUUGCCUCCCCAACGAACAGCCUUACCCUCAAUGAAGCCGUCAAGGAGGCUGCGAGGAUCAUCUACGUGGCACACGAAGACUCAAAGGACAAGGAGUUCGAGCUUGAGAUGACGUGGAUUUCGCAUGAAGGAGGACCAACCAAGGGUAGACAUGAAGAGGUCCCGAAAGAGCUGUUUGACGCAGCAGUCAAGGCGGCCAAGAAGGCGAUGCCGGAAUAUGACGACUCAGAUGAUGAACAAGGCGAAGAAGGUGGUGAUCAAAUGCAGGAGUAA
Molecule: messenger RNA, 912 nt
Organism: Endocarpon pusillum Z07020
Lineage: Eukaryota; Fungi; Ascomycota; Eurotiomycetes; Verrucariales; Verrucariaceae
Exons: 3
Coding region: 1-912 (303 amino acids)
Biological process (GO): ubiquitin-dependent protein catabolic process
Cellular component (GO): proteasome core complex, alpha-subunit complex; proteasome core complex; nucleus
Source: RefSeq, a predicted model, not a curated record